Messenger RNA from Ictalurus furcatus (blue catfish), 2650 nucleotides. Its product is annotated as scavenger receptor cysteine-rich domain-containing group B protein-like. The coding region runs from base 246 to 2447 and encodes 733 amino acids. The record is from RefSeq and is a predicted model, not a curated record. Gene Ontology annotation, cellular component: membrane. NCBI's taxonomy places the organism in Eukaryota, Metazoa, Chordata, Actinopteri, Siluriformes, Ictaluridae. The transcript has 10 exons.
UGGAACAGGUUUCGCAAACAACUGUGCUUUGGUCUGUUCUUCAAACUUUAAGUAUUGUAUGUGCAGCAAAAAGAAUUUCUGCUUUUCAUGAAGAAGAAAUGGCCAAAACAGAAACUCCGCCUCUUCAGAUGCAUGGGAGAGAAGAAAAAAAAAAUCAGCUAUCAUGAAGUCUUCAGCUUCGUCAUGAUAAGACAGCAGCAUUGUUUGUAAUCAACACCCAACUGACCCACGCCUCAAGGACCAGGAUGCUGAGGCGUCGUCUCACUUUAAUUCUUGUCAGUGUUCUUGGAGCUUCUCUGCUGGUUGAUGGCGCUAAUAUACGACUCGCUGGUGGCAGUCACUCCUGUGCUGGUAGAGUGGAAGUCUAUCAUAAUUACCAGUGGGGAACAGUGUGUGAUGAUGACUGGGACAUAAAUGAUGCGCAGGUGGUGUGUAGACAGCUUGGAUGUGGUAAUGCUGUCAGUGCUCAUCAAAGUGCCCACUUUGGUCGUGGAAGUGAUCCAAUAUGGCUGGAUAAUGUUCAGUGUUCUGGAAGUGAAAGCACCAUCACACAGUGCUCUCAUAAUGGAUUUGGUACACACAACUGCAACCAUGGUGAAGAUGCUGGUGUUACUUGCUCAGGUCGUAAUCAGGUCAGGCUGGUGAAUGGUCCGACUAACUGUUGUGGUCGAGUGGAGAUCCAGCACAAUGGCCGUUGGGGAACAGUGUGUGAUGAUUAUUGGGACUUAAAGGAUGCAGAGGUGGUGUGUAGACAGCUUGGAUGUGGUAAAGCUGUCAGUGCUCCUCCUAAUGCCCACUUUGGUCAGGGAAGUGAACCAACCUGGCUGGAUGAUGUUCAGUGUACUGGAACUGAGGGUGCUUUAGAUCAGUGCUCACACAGAGGAUUUGAAGUAGAGAACUGUGGACAUGAAGAAGAUGCUGGAGUCAUGUGCUCAAACAUGAAGACUCCCACAUUGACUCAGAUCUCCCCAACCUCUGUGGUCUCACCUGGAGAAGUCCUUCAGUUCAGAUGUUCCACACCCAGCCCAACAUGCAUCUCUGUAGACUUCAGUUUGUAUAAAACUGGGACAUUAAUAAAGAAUCAAACUGCAGAAUCUACAACAACAUUUACUCUGACUGUAGAUGCCUCACAUCAGGGCCAGUACACCUGUGACUACUCAUACAGGGAAAUUGCCUCAACAUCACCCAGGAGCAACUCCAUCAGCAUCACUGUAGUCCCUAACAAGAUCAGACUGGUGAAUGGUCCGAGUAACUGUUGUGGUCGAGUGGAGAUCCUGCACAAAGCCCAGUGGGGAACAGUGUGUGGUGAUCAUUGGGACUUAAAUGAUGCAGAGGUGGUGUGUAGACAGCUUGGAUGUGGUAAAGCAGUCAGCGCUCCUCCUAAUGCCCACUUUGGUCAGGGAGGUGAACCAACCUGGCUGGAUGAUGUUCAGUGUACUGGAACUGAGAGUGCAUUAGAUCAGUGCUCACACAGAGGAUUUGGAGUAGAGAACUGUGGACAUCAUGAAGAUGCUGGAGUUGUGUGCUCAAACUUGCAGACUCCUACAUUGACUCGGAUCUCCCCAAACUCUGUGGUCUCACCUGGAGAAGUCCUUCAGUUCAGAUGUACCACACCCAGCCCAUCAUGCAUCUCUGUAGACUUCAGUUUGUAUAAAGCUGGCACAUCAAUAAAGAAGCAAACUGCAGAGACUACAACAACAUUUAAACUGACUGUAGAUGCCUCACAUCAGGGCCAGUACACCUGUGACUACUCAUACAGGGAAAGUGCCUCCACAUCACCCAGGAGCAACUCCAUUACCAUCACUGUUGUAAACCUGCAGCAGCCCAAUAUCUCCUUCAGUGCUGCUGGUGGACCAGAAGUGACAAGGGGUUACGGUUUCUCCAUCAUCUGCUCCACUGAACCUCAGUAUCCAGGAGGUUCCUUCCACUUGAAGUUCAGUGGAUCCAACAUCACCAGAACUCAGUCGGCUGUUAACCACUCAGCCGUCUUCCUGUUUCCUGAGGCAGAUUUUGUCCAUCAGGGAAACUACAGCUGUGCUUAUGAAGUUAAUGUGUCUUCACGCACCUUUACCUCCACUACCACUGAGCUGCUGGAAAUCACUGUGAAAGCAUCUCUGGCUCUAUACAUUGGUGUUGGAGUGACAGCAGGACUGCUUCUCAUCUUAGUUCCAGUCAUCAUUUGCUUUGUGAAGACACAGAAAAGACGGAAAUGUCAGAUGGAUAAGACGAUGGAUUCACAGCGUGCCAAAAACACAUAUGAGAGUCCCCAAGGAGAGAUUGAGACAGAUGACGAAGCUGAUUAUGAAAACGCAGAAACCAUUUUCCACCAGAAGGAGGACUCAGAGGACUCGGAUAAUGAUUACAUUAAUGUUGAUGCUGAUGAACAAAGAAGUGAUGUGGACAAUGACUAUGAAGAUGUAGAUAUUUAUGCAAACUAUGUAACAUAGAGUGAAAAAAAAAACAAUUAACAAAUAUCCACAGUGCACAAACAAUAACAUGGUUAAAUUGGAUCAUUUUCCAUUGUUAAGAUAUAACCACUGUUAAUUAGAGAUGGUUUAAUUAACAUGGACUUCAGAAUCAGUUUGUUAUUUACUCAUUAGUCUUUUCAGAUGUAAAUAUAUUAAAAUUUUUAUUUUUACUUUCUUACUGG